Messenger RNA from Penicillium coprophilum, 960 nucleotides. RefSeq lists its product as uncharacterized. The transcript is spliced from 2 exons. The record is from RefSeq and is a predicted model, not a curated record. The coding region runs from base 1 to 960 and encodes 319 amino acids. Gene Ontology annotation, molecular function: acetyltransferase activity. NCBI's taxonomy places the organism in Eukaryota, Fungi, Ascomycota, Eurotiomycetes, Eurotiales, Aspergillaceae.
AUGGAAACCCCAAAGCUGGCAUCCGCCUAUACACCGGCUCAAUUAACAAAGUAUCUGAGCUACAUCACUCUACCACACCAAUAUGCACAAUAUAUCAACUCACCAGAAUCGUUUCCCAAAACCGAAGAAGCCCUGAAAGACCUCUUCCGGUGUCAAAUCACCCGUUUUCCAUACGACAACCUGACAUGUCACUAUUCUGCUACGCAACUAGCAGAGAUCCAUCCGAACAAGAUAUAUACUAAAGUUAUGGGUAGCGACAACACAGCCCCGUCUUGCCGAGGAGGCUACUGCCUGGAAGUGAGCAUUUUCUUCCACCACGUCCUCCGCGGCCUAGGAUUCUCAGUGUACAUGACGGGCGUUCGGAACCGGCUACGGAUAGAUGGCAUACCGCAAGGGGAAUUCAAAGGAUGGACACACAUCGUCAACAUCAUCCGUCUAUCUAGUGGAGUAGAGUAUCAUCUGGACGCGGCAUUCGGCGGAGACGGGCCAACGAGCCCUCUACCGCUGAUCUCGGGACAGAUAACGAAGAAUCUGGGCUCCCAGGAAGUGCGAUUGAUUUACGACAAUAUGCCGAAACAGACGCGGAAAGAGCAGAAGGUUUGGAUUUACCAAUAUCGUAAUGGUGCGGACAGGCCAUGGAAUUCGUUCUAUGCGUUUGCGGAGCUGGAGUUCUUUCAGGAUGAUUUCGAAGUGAUCAAUCGAUUUACGAGUUGGGAAGCUGUGGAAAAACGCAAUUUCGUAGUAGUUAAGUUCAUUCGAAAUGGGGAGACGGCGGGAUUGCCUUUGUUGGAGGAAGAGGUGUUGGAAAAGACGGAUGAUGUUUUUAUUGCCGGGAAGCUUAUGAUGGCCAACAAUGUUAUCAAGUUGAAUAUGGGUGGUAGGACUAGGAUCAUUGAUUCAUUUGAAACCGAGGAGGGGAGAUUUGAAGCGUUGAAGAAGUGGUUUUCUAUUCAUUUGUGA